Messenger RNA from Opisthocomus hoazin, 384 nucleotides. NCBI's taxonomy places the organism in Eukaryota, Metazoa, Chordata, Aves, Opisthocomiformes, Opisthocomidae. The record is from RefSeq and is a predicted model, not a curated record.
AUGCACGUCAAAGCCUUCGGGGCUGGGGAGGGGGUCCCUGCUCACGGUGGUAUCCCCGGACGGGCAGGGGGGCUGGCUCAGCAUCCUGGCACUGCCCCACGCCGCAGCGAGCCCAACGAGCGCUCCAUCCCCCAGUGGUGCUACCGCAUUGACGAGGAUGAGAACUGCUACCCUCACAAGCUGGCCUUCGCCAGCAGCUGUGUGGACAUCAAGAUGGGGCAGGAGGCGACAUCGCUCAACUCAGUGGUCAUCCACCAGACCACGAUGGUCCUGCUGCACAAGCCCUGCCUGCGUCCCACUGGCCUGGGCCUAGUCACCUUCAAGGUGGACUACAUCAGGGUCCCGGUGGGCUGCACCUGCGUCCUGCCCCGCACCGGGCACUGA